UCACUGGUGUUUGAUUGAAGUGUGGAUGGCAAUCCCUAUCUUUGCGCUUCAGUUUCAUGCGCCAAGAAAAAGAAGAACAAUGUUGUUGUUCCAGUUGUAGUAGCAUUCGCUGCCUUGUUCAUACUAUCAGCUGCAUUGGCUAUUUUCUGCAGAAUUAAAUGUCCAAGACGAGGACAUAUAUGGGGAAGAACCCCAAGAAAAUCAUCAUAUGUGUUAACGGAAAAGAUCAGACGAUUUACAUAUGCUGAGCUCUCGAUGAUCACCGGCAACUUCAAAAGAGAACUUGGUAAAGGAAGUUUUGGAAGUGUUUACCAUGGUUACUUGGAUGAUGAUACUGAAGUUGCUGUGAAAAUUCUUUCUGAAUUAUCAAAUCAAGGAUAUGAAGAGUUUGAAGCAGAGGUGAAGCUUCUUCAGACAGUGCAUCACAGAAACCUCACACCCCUUUACGGAUAUUGCGCUGAAGGCAAGCAAAUUGGGCUCGUCUAUGAGUACAUGGCCAAUGGAAACUUGAAACAGCAUCUGUCAAAUAAGAGUGCAGAUGUCAUGAGUUGGGAAGGGAGACUUCGUGCAGCGGUGGAGGCAGCACAAGGAUUGGAGUAUCUACACCAUGGCUGUAAACCACCCAGAGUACACAGGGAUAUCAAGUCUGCAAACAUCCUAUUGAGUGAAAACUUCCACGCCAGAAUAGCUGAUUUUGGGCUCACAAAAACUUUCCCAGUUGAAGGUGGCACUCAUUUGUCAACAGAUGUUGCUGGUACCUUCGGCUACCUUGACCCUCAGUAUUGUCAAACAUAUAGAUUAACUGAGAAGAGUGAUGUUUAUAGUUUUGGGGUCGUUCUUUUGGAGUUGAUCACAAGUCGACCGGUGAUUGCAAAUAACAGUGGGAAUAAUCACAUAAGCCAGUGGGUUGGUUCCAUGAUUGCACAAGGAGAUAUCAAAAAGACAGUCGAUCCAAGGUUAGGAGGAGACUUUGACAUCAACUCAGCCUGGAAAGCUGUUGAAAUAGCAAUGCUUUGUGUGUCUCAAACUUCCGAUGAAAGGCCAAGCAUGAAUUAUGUAGUGAGGGAACUGAGUCAAUGUUUAGAAAUGGAGAUUGCUCGGAAGGAAAGACGUGGGGUUCAACCAGGAAAUCAUUAUGAAAUGGUGUCCCUAAAUUUAGGAACUGAUCUCAUUCCUUCAGCAAGGUAGUACUUUCAGGUCAGCAAAUUAAGAUGGCUUUUCGAGUCUCACUGCUUCUUCAACUUCAGAUGGUGUCUGAAUUCUAUGAAAAAUCAAUUAAAUGUAAUGGUUUUGGUGCCUCAGUCAAUCACAUUAUAUUCUGUUACAACUUUUACUUUAGUGCUUGAACUGUGAUGUUUCUAUUUGUAAUCACAAUCUUAUAUACUAUGAGUGUUUUGUAUGAUUGCAUUACAGAUUUCAGGUUUGCUUUA
Mangifera indica (mango) is the source of this 1430-nucleotide messenger RNA. RefSeq names its product probable LRR receptor-like serine/threonine-protein kinase At1g51880. Bases 256 to 1188 code for a protein of 310 amino acids. Gene Ontology annotation, molecular function: ATP binding; protein kinase activity. The record is from RefSeq and is a predicted model, not a curated record. The transcript has 6 exons. NCBI's taxonomy places the organism in Eukaryota, Viridiplantae, Streptophyta, Magnoliopsida, Sapindales, Anacardiaceae. Gene Ontology annotation, biological process: protein phosphorylation.